Molecule: messenger RNA, 5298 nt
Organism: Syngnathoides biaculeatus (alligator pipefish)
Lineage: Eukaryota; Metazoa; Chordata; Actinopteri; Syngnathiformes; Syngnathidae
Gene: per3
Product: period circadian clock 3
Exons: 23
Coding region: 355-4239 (1294 amino acids)
Biological process (GO): circadian regulation of gene expression; negative regulation of transcription by RNA polymerase II; entrainment of circadian clock by photoperiod
Cellular component (GO): nucleus; cytoplasm
Molecular function (GO): transcription cis-regulatory region binding; transcription corepressor binding
Source: RefSeq, a predicted model, not a curated record
CUCUUGAACGCGUCAGCCAUUCACGGGACACAUGCAAAUUACCGUGUCCAAUCGUCGUCCAGUGGGCGGAGCCAGAUGGAAUCGAACUCACGUUGCACAAAUGUGUCUUGAGCUGGGAAUACCAGGCGAUUUAGCUUUGUGACUGAGGCACAAUUAAAAAUAGUUUUAAGACGACCGGGCGAACCGUUCACCGAAAAAUACAUUGAAGUGGACACACGCGUGUGGGGACAAAGUGCUGAAGACAAACUACCUCUCUUGCGUUCUACACUGAUUAAAAGACCCCAUGGAAGCCAUUCCUGUUGUUGACCAUAUGAAGACCCCCCCUGACCAGUGUGAUUGGCGGAAUUACCAGUGAUGUGUGACCAAAGUGUAGAGAUGCCCGCUGGUGACAGCUGCCCAGGUGGAGAGGAGCCUGCGAUACCCUCAGCCACAGAAGAAGGUGGCAGGGAAGAUGGGAUUUCAUCAGGGCAACAGGUCAGAGGAGCUCCAUCCAGAAAUGUCAGGGUUUACGAGUAUGGCACGUCAGGUGGAGAAGUGGGGCAGGAAGACGAGGAGAUGACUAGCGGAUCGCACGACCUCUCUUCCCCAGACAACCACAGCACUGGAAGUGCCACAGGAUCCACCUCUGCCUCCACAAAGAGCAGUGUGACUGCAGACGGCAGUAAAGGUCAUGUCCAUAAAGAGAUGAUGAACACAGUAGCUGAGAUGAAGAAGAGGCUUCCAUCUGAUAAACGCACCCGGAGCAAAGUCAGCACUGUAGAGGCCUUGCAUUAUGCCCUCAAGUGUGUCAAACAAGUGCAAGCAAAUAGCGAGUAUUACAAAUUGCUGAUGAGAAAUGGUCAGGAUGAGAAGAGGAACGUUACCGCUUGCACUCGUGAAGAGCUGGAGAGGGUCACGUCAGAGCACACCCUUAAAAACACGGACUCUUUCGUGGUGGUGUUCUCCCUGUCGAGUGGCUGUGUUCUACAUGCAUCAGAGCAGGCUCCCAGCAUCCUAUGCUGCAAGAGGAAAUUCCUCGAGUCAGCCAAAUUUGUUGAGUUGCUCUUCCACCAGGAUGUAAACGUCUUCUACUCGCACACGGCACAGCCACAUCUCCCGCCCUGGACCAACUCGCACACAGCAGGGGUUCUAUUUGACUCUGCCCAGGUCAAAUCUUUCUUCUGCCGAAUCAGAGGUGGUAAGGACCGUGAGGGUGAGAUGCGCUACAACCCAUUUCGUGUCACGCCCUACCUGCUGAAAGUUCAUGGAACGGGGACCAGUGGAGCGGGCGAAGAGCUGUGCUGCUUGGCGCUGGCUGAACGCAUUAUUUCUGGAUAUGAGGCACCACGAAUCCCCAUGGACAAGCGCAUCUUCACCACCACACAUUCGCCCGGCUGUGUGUUCCUCGAGGUGGACGACAGGGCAGUGCCAUUGCUGGGAUACCUUCCUCAAGAUCUGAUCGGCACAUCAUUGCUGACGAGCAUUCAUCCAGACGACCAUGCCCUCAUGCUGUCUAUGCACCGAAAGGUGUUGAAGUAUGCUGGUCAGCCACCGUUUGAACACUCACCGGUUCGAUUGCGCUGUCAGAAUGGAGACUACAUCACUUUGGACACCAGUUGGUCCAGCUUCAUCAACCCUUGGAGCCGGAAAGUGGCCUUCAUCAUAGGACGCCAUAAAGUCAGAACAACUCCGCUGAAUGAGGAUGUGUUUGCUGCGCCGUGUAAAGUGGAUUUAACUGUGAUCCAUGAAGAAAUUAAAGAUUUGCAAGCCAAGAUUUACAAGCUUUUCUUGCAGCCUGUUCACAACAACGGUUCCAGUGGUUAUGGAAGCUUAGGAAGUAACGGUUCCCAUGAGCAUUAUAUCAGCGUAGCUUCUUCAAGCGAUAGCAAUGGUAACUUGUGGGAGGACUCACACCGGGAACCCAUGUCGCUUCAGCAAAUCUGUGCAGAUGUGAACAGAGUCAGGAAUUGGGGACAGCCAGCCCAUUUUGAUUCCAGCCACAAAAUAGCUCUUCUUCGAAAACCCACCCCAGCACACUUGAUUCCAGUAGCCUCCAAUCCUGAGGUGAGGGAUCCUGAAGAAAGCAGGAAACAAAGACACAUUCCCUCCUACCAGCAGAUCAACUGUGUGGACAACAUUAUUAGAUAUUUGGAGAGCUGCACUGGCCCAGCUCUGAAAAGAAAGAGUGAAUCUCAUUCCCUAGCCACUUCCUCUUCUUCCUCAUCCUCUACCUCCGAAGAUGACAAGCCUGCCAGAGCCCAUGACACAGUUCAAGCUGCUUCAGAUGUGGCAAUGUUGGAAAGUGAAGUGUCGGUUGAUCCAAGCACAGCAGCUGUUGUUGGAGCUCCUCUGACAGACAUCACCAUGUCCACCAAGGCAAUGAGUGUGGUCUCUGUGACCAGUCAGUGUUCAUACAGCAGCACCAUCGUCCAUGUGCCCCAACCCGAAUCAGAGGCAACAGCCCUAGAGGACGUGCCAAUGGGAAGCGAGCCAACUGAUCCUGCUCCAGCCCCGCUCCGUCCUGCACCUAGUCCAGCAACUGAGGAGCGAAGAUUUGUAGGUCUCACUAAGGAGGUGCUUUCAGCUCACACGCAGAAGGAGGAGCAGGAAUAUGUGGACCGAUUCCGCAAUCGUAUUCUUCAGAGCCCAUAUAGUUUCUAUCUCCAGCUGGAUAACAGCUCCAUGGCCCACUCCCAACACAGAGGUGAAUAUCCACGUCCAAUACACGUCGGGGGGCUGAACCGCUCUCGAAGAGUAAAGCCAAGACUUAGGCGCCCCAAACCUCUCGGCUCAUCAGAUAGCUAUGCCUCUCCACCUGGACCUACUCGUCGCAUCCCGGACUCCUCCUGGCCCUCCUCAGAAUCCUCCCAGCCACAGAUGGGAGUGCCCUACAGUCAAGCCCCCCCACUUCAAGCGCCAUUCUUUCCCAUGUUGACAACUCAACAAGCCCCAGAGCAACCGGCAAGACUGCAACAGCUACCUGGAACCACUCCAGUGGUGGUGCAGCCCCCAGACCAGACCCAGCUCAACUACAACUUCCACCUUAUGCAGCAAAACCAGAACCUGCCAGGUAUCCAACAUAUCCAGAUGGAACCCUUCCAGAAUCUGCAGUAUAGCCCCAAUUUUAACAACAUCCAGGUCAUGCCUCCAGCUCAGAGUAUCAAUCCCUUCAUGACACCUGUCAUGGCUGUCAUCCUGCCCAACUACCCAAGUUUCACAUCAGGUUAUCCAUCAAUUUACUCCCCCUCCACUACCUCCAUGCUGCCCCAGGCACCUUUCACGAUGGGAGGAUUCACCCCUGCUGCCCCUUUCCCGCAACCGCAGUUCCAACCCCAUCCUGUGCCCCAAUCACAGACCUCCCCUGGUCCCCCGCUCGGCUCACCCAGAGCCUGCUCCUCUGUCGAGGAGGAGGAGGAGACUGCAGACCCGCGUGCAUUAUUCUCCAGCUCACGCUCAAGUUCUCCACUUCAGCUCAACUUGCUGCAGGAGGAACUGCCAAAACCAAACGAGUUACAGAGCAGCACUGGACACAACAUUGCAGAAAGCCAUCGUGAGCAGGGUGACAAUGAGGGUGAUGUCCCGAGUGAUUCUGGGAACCAUGAUGCUCAGUCCACAUCCAGUGAGCUGCUUGACCUCCUGCUUCAAGAAGAUGCACGGUCAGGGACUGGCUCCAAUGCCUCUGGAUCUGGAUCAGGGGAGUCUGGAGGCUCACUGGGAUCUGGUUCUGCCUCAAAUGGAACCUCUACCUCACACGCUUGGGUUGCACAUGGAGAACGGCUGUGUGGAGUAUUGGAUGGAGCCGACACCGGCAACAGCAACAGCAGCAAAUACUUUGCCAGCAAUGAUUCCUCAGACACGUCACGCAAAGCCCGCAAGAACCAGGAAACGCCAGUUGAGCACCAACACAACUUCGACAAUCAGGUGGAGAGUUCGCUGUGGAGCAUGAUCCAGCACACGUCGGAGCAUGUCAUGAUGACAUACCAGAUCCAUACCAGGGAUCAGAAGGAGGUUUUGGCUGAGGACAAGGAGAAACUGCGAGCGCUUCAGCCUCUCCAGCCGUGGUUCACCCAAGAUCAGCGAGAGGAACUGGCCCUUGUCCAUCCUUGGAUUCAGCAGCACACCGUCCCACAAGAGAUAGACACUCAGGGUUGUGUGACCUGUAGCGCCGAUGCACGAAUGGCCCAGUCACCUUUGCCUCCAGACCCUGACAGCUCGUCCCCUCUGGAGGUCCUGGAGCCGGACUCCAUUGUGGACACUUGAGAGCUGUGACCCGCAAAGUACCAUCCACCCUCCAUCUUUUCUGAUCAGGCCGGAGAAUUUGUUCUCUGUGCUUUAGCCUAGCUAGAUUUGUAAAGGGGGCAAGCAAUAUGGGCAUUACAUUUUCCAGAUUUUUACGCUGGGUCAGCCUAAAGUGACUGCUGUCAUGGGGCCAUGACUAUUAUACCUCUCCGUGUUGUUUUUUGAAGUAUAUCCUUCAGCGACCAGAUGCGUAUUUCAAGAAGGCCGUUUUGUUGCUGCCCCCUGAACAUGAACCCGGUGGACCCACAAUAGGCCUGCAGAUCAGAUGUGACCACGUGACAGGACGAAGACCAUACCGGUCGUAGCACUGCGACACACUUCAGUGACAAUGGAGUACAAGUUGAAAGACGAUAUUAGCGAGUGGAUCUCUUUGUAAAUUUCCCUUGAACAUGAGCACUGUGCGCACAAAGACUUUGCUUCCCCAGUUUGUGCAUCCCAACACAAACCAAGCUAUUAAUGUACAUGGUGUACACAUGAACUCCUUCAGUGACCUAAUGUCGCACCAUGGUGGACACCUGCUAUCUUGUUUGUAGAUGGUUGUCUGGAUACAAAGAUGUGCUGCUUUCUGUCAAAUAUUGCUCUUUAUUGGUUCCAUCGCUGAAGUGUCAUCCGUGUAUCCCUUAGAUAGAUUGUCUGUCGUUGAGACGUUCGUUGUGUUAGGCGGACUCCCAACCAACAGCAGGUACAUGGUGAUGAUCAUUUCAACAGCGCCCGGGCCCCAAAAAUCCUACCCUACCCUCAACCUAUUGUACCAAGUACAUAUGAGGCUAGGAUAACUGACGUAUUUCUUUUUGUGUGUGCGUGUUUCCCCUCGACUCUGAAUGUUGUAGCCGGUUUCCUGCCACUCUUAAGUGAGCGUGUGACUGCUGCUUCCUUCCAAACAGUGGCACAUCUGUGGAAAACCAAUUUGGUUUUUCUCACCAAUUUUAGAAUGAGAUUAAAUAGAACAGUAUCAUGUUUUCGUAGGAGACAGAUACACAAAACGUCAGUGUAUAAAAGCCAUUUGUCUUGAAUUCAGGG